Molecule: messenger RNA, 414 nt
Organism: Sordaria macrospora k-hell
Lineage: Eukaryota; Fungi; Ascomycota; Sordariomycetes; Sordariales; Sordariaceae
Source: RefSeq, a predicted model, not a curated record
AUGUAUCUUCAACUCCUCCUUCGGCUCUUACUGGCCGCCCUCUUCGGCACCUCGACUGCAUCCGCCCUUCCGAACCAAGAACCGAAAUCUCGAGAGGUCACGAGCCCUACGCACGUCAGGUCAGACACUCAGACAAGUCCCGCAAGCACGCCGAUCUACCACCGCAGCCUAGAAAGGCCAGCACAACCAUCUCUCAACGACGAAAGUGAGGAGAGCGCCCAAGGAACGCAUUUCGCAUACAUCGCGGACGGCAUGAAAAUGAAGAUCAAGGCCAGGAAUAUGGAUAACACGGAAGAAUAUGGACGCAUUUACAAGCGGGAGACAAAGGGCGUAGCUCUCAUUGCCGUUGGUGUUGUCCUUGGGGUUGGUUUUCUGUGCGCCGUCGGCCUGUGGUUGCACUACAGGCACCGUUAA